Suillus plorans is the source of this 2385-nucleotide messenger RNA. RefSeq lists its product as uncharacterized. Bases 1 to 2385 code for a protein of 794 amino acids. NCBI's taxonomy places the organism in Eukaryota, Fungi, Basidiomycota, Agaricomycetes, Boletales, Suillaceae. The transcript is spliced from 7 exons. The record is from RefSeq and is a predicted model, not a curated record.
AUGAAUCCAUUGUGUAACUUUCGUGACUGGAGCGUACACGAUGCGGAGCAGCUGUUGAAAGUAAAAGGAACUAUUCAAGAUGUCGAUGGAGAAUGUUCCCUCAAGGUUACCGGAAAGUCACGCAAGGCAUGCCCUAUACCUGCCCAAUAUCGGUUACCCAUGUAUGCGCUCAACAAGAAAUUCGGCAUUUACAGAAAGAUCGUGCAACACCUACAAAAAUCAUCAAGCGAAGGUGCUGCCAACCUGCGAGACACCUAUCUGUCUGUCAUGAAGUAUUUGCAUGAUGUACGAAUCGCAUUUAUGGAGGAUUCUGGUGGAUCUUCGGAUCCACUUAACGGAACAUUCAGAUCUGCUGCAUUGGACUAUUACCUUUGGUUGGACCACACUACAUAUGGCUUUCACGAGGAGUGCCGGACCACCUUGCUUACGUCUCAUGGAGUUAGCUUUGAAGGCCUGAAGAAUGGAGACUGUCCAGACAUACUGGUAUUUCUUGAUUGGACUGUAUAUCACCAAGAUAAAUGCAAGGAGCAUGAUUUGUGCGGAGCUCUACAGACAUCAGGCCAAGGAGAGGAUAUCAAGUGUCUAAUGAAUCAGGUUGAUGCCCUUGUUAAUGCGGCCGUGGAACCAAUCAGUACUAUUAAAUCAGUCCAACUAUCUAAUUCAGGCAAUUCAUCCGCUGAGAUGAUGGUGUUAUCUCAGGAUUUAGAUGUGACUCCUAGUCAAUUUCCUAUGUUUCCACUGCCCUUCGAUCGCAACUGUCGCAAUAUUUCUCUGAGAACUCUUGGCAGUAAUGCGCGUGAGGUCCUCAUAGGGGGCUUUGGAAAAUGGCUACCCAGCCAUGUGGCAAUGCGAUUUCGCGAAAUACAAGGACUGGAUCAUGACGAUCCAUUGGAUAAGCUAGUGGAUUCCGGAUUACUAGUGACAGCACGGAAUGUGGAUGAGUACCUGGAGAUAUUUGGCAUGGUAGAGAUGAUGGCAACAUGCAAGGAGUUAUUGGUGGACCGUGCUGCAAUGGCACAAUUCUUUAUCACUGCUGGACGCGCCCUCUAUAAAUCACACUCUGGGAAGGAAUGUGUGGUGGAAUAUGGCAACGACCUUGGUCCUAUCAAUCCAAUCGAGACAUUGGAAAUAUCGCGCAUUAACGGGAAGGCUCACAUUGAAGAUUGUGGAGACUCACAGAACGUUCAUAUGGACAGUUUGCCUCCAAUAGUGGUUACUGUUGGAGUGCAAUGCGAGCCCAUCAUUGAAUGUACAUUAUCAUUACCUAGCAUCCGCUCGCUGUUGGAUCACGGAGUACAGACGGAUAUUGAAGUCCAAGAAGACCUAGUCAUGGACGACUCGAGCUAUCUGCUGUUAAAUCAUCGUUUUGAAUGCGGUGGUGAAAGACCACCACACUCUCAGGAAUACGUCGAUGAAAUAAAUACAGAUGACGAUAAAUAUAUACUUUCAUCAACCACUCACAGUGAUGAGGUCGGCGACAUCUCCCAUAGUACAUCUAUUCUUCUGGAAGCAUCAAUUACUGUGGAUCCAGAGGUCAAUUAUACGUCCAGCCCUUCUUACCAUUCAUCUUUUAUGUGCGACAUCAAUUCAUCUAAUGAGCACCAUUCCUCUCAAGGUCGUGAUGCGCUGUCACAGAUACCUGAUUUGCCUAUAUCUCCACCUUUGAAGUCACGAUUACGACAAAAUAACCAAGCCCUGAAGGCAAAUACUCCUGUAGCAGCCUCACAGAGACGUGGCGCAUCACGGCCAGCUCGACCAGUAGUAUUUGCUACGCAAGGUCGCCUUAUAAAUGAAAAGGCGGACAUUGCGUGUCGACCAUCAAGGUCUCAAGUCUACACAAUCCAAGAUCUCCUUCACGAGUGUCAGCCAGGUGUCGAAUCUGUCACACCUUCUAUAUCAUGCUUUCUCGUGGAUCCUAAAGGAAUCAAUUUCGUUCGUUCGACUAUGGAAUCCAAUCAUGAUUCAUGGUUAGUCAUAGUUCGACAUGUGGCAUCACUCCUGCGCAGUGACUGCAUGUCAAGUUCUAUGAAUUCGAUGGCUGCGUCACUCAUGUCAAUAGACAUGUGGAUCAAGGAUAUCUCAAUCGAAUGCCAGAAGACCAUUUUGAAUCGGAAUGGAGAUCACACGCUUCCCCCAUUGGCGCAUUGUGUUCUUGUUGAACUUUCCUCUCGUUCGAUGUUGGACGAGGAAUCAGUGCGGUCUACAUUACACAGUCUUUGGACUCAAGAAAAUGUGAAAUGUUUGAAUGAGGUCCUUCGAUAUCUUCUACGUGUGUGUAAGCCUAAUGACAGUGAUCCGUAUGCUCCAGGAUUUAAGGUUCUAGCAUCAGUCAUGCAGGAGCGGACAAGCUCUAUGCUAGGCAACAAUGACAUUCGCACAAAGUGA